Molecule: messenger RNA, 3415 nt
Organism: Ictidomys tridecemlineatus (thirteen-lined ground squirrel)
Lineage: Eukaryota; Metazoa; Chordata; Mammalia; Rodentia; Sciuridae
Gene: Eif4e2
Product: eukaryotic translation initiation factor 4E family member 2
Biological process (GO): translational initiation
Cellular component (GO): cytoplasm; eukaryotic translation initiation factor 4F complex
Molecular function (GO): translation initiation factor activity; RNA 7-methylguanosine cap binding
Source: RefSeq, a predicted model, not a curated record
CCGACGUUCCGCUGAGCCACGUGCAACCGGAAGUGGCCGGGCCCUUGCCAGAGGGACCAGGCAGAACGGAAGUCACUCUGUGAGAUAGUGGCGACCGCGGCGGCGAAAGGAUGAACAACAAGUUCGACGCCUUGAAAGAUGAUGACAGUGGGGACCACGAUCAGAAUGAAGAAAACAGCACACAGAAAGAUGGUGAGAAGGAAAAAACAGAGCGAGACAAGAGCCAGAGCAGUAGCAAGAGGAAGGCUGUUGUUCCUGGACCAGCAGAGCAUCCCCUGCAGUACAACUAUACAUUCUGGUACUCCAGGAGGACCCCAGGCCGUCCCACCAGCUCUCAGAGCUAUGAACAGAAUAUCAAGCAGAUUGGCACCUUUGCCUCUGUGGAGCAGUUCUGGAGGUUUUAUAGCCACAUGGUACGUCCCGGGGACCUGACAGGCCACAGUGACUUCCAUCUCUUCAAAGAAGGAAUUAAACCCAUGUGGGAGGAUGAUGCAAAUAAAAAUGGUGGCAAGUGGAUUAUCCGGCUGCGGAAGGGCUUGGCCUCUCGUUGCUGGGAGAAUCUCAUCCUGGCCAUGCUGGGAGAACAGUUCAUGGUUGGGGAGGAGAUCUGUGGGGCUGUGGUCUCUGUCCGCUUUCAGGAGGACAUUAUUUCCAUAUGGAAUAAGACUGCCAGUGACCAAGCAACCACAGCCCGAAUCCGGGAUACGCUUCGGCGCGUGCUUAACCUACCUCCCAACACCAUUAUGGAAUACAAAACUCACACCGACAGCAUCAAGGCCUGGGAGGAGUUUCAUGGCCUGGUGAACAGCAGCGGCCGCUGAUCGGACGCUCCCCCUCUGUCUCUCACACUCAGGGGACAAUUCAAGCUUUCGAAAUACAAAAAUCACAUUGUGAAAGUACACAAGCUGGCAAUAAUCCUUUUCUGUUUGUGUGUGUGUGUCCGAAAUGGAUGGAAGGCCUCUUCCAGUCCUUCCGUCUACCCGCUGAAGGGACGUCAGUGAGCCAUGUGCUCCCCUUUUGCACUCAUUCCUGGAGGACGGAUUCCGCUAGACACCCUCCAGCAUUGCUGACUUUAUAAAGCGGAGAAAUGGAAAACGUGACUUUGUAAUAGACAUUGUUUUUAGGGGCUUCUGGGAGGGGGGAGUGCAGCCUUUUAUUUUGCUGUGUGCUGUCCAGAGGCCUUCCAGGCCCUCUGUUGCGCUCCUCUCCUGCUGUGCGAAGGGCUCUGUAACCACGUGGACAGGCCGGAGCUGUGGAUGAGCGUUAUCAGUAUUAUGAAUGCCUGUGCAUCGAGGAACAGCUUCUGCAGAGUUCCAGAGUAACCGAAUGCCUCUACCAGCUCUGCCACCAAGUUAUUGGGACCAUUUGUUUCAUCCUCUCCCCCAGGCCACCGCUCUCUGAAAAUGUGUUAUUGAUGUGAUGACUGCCCAGGAAUUUGUGUCCUCUCUCCUGCCUUACACUCUCCAGUUUCCCUCCUAUGGGGACUCUCUCCUCCUUAGGCACUGCUGCACUUAGAAUUAUAACCUGGUGGGAACGCUGGUCCCACUGGCAUGGCUUAGAGAGUAUGUCUUGGUAAGCUUGAGCAGAACCCAGUUUGAGGGAACUAGAUGAUAAUGUAGAUCCCAAGCGCAGGAUUUGGCGCUGAAGGCAGUGAUGGAAACAUUUUCCCCUAUGAGCAGGGUGUGUGUGCCAAGCCUGCUUCUAUGGGUUCUUGUAUGCCCCUCACUGAGGAAGGGAAGUGACAGCUGGCUAUUGCCAGGUAUUAACACUUAGUGUGUAUAUUCUACCACCCUGGAGAAAAGGUGAAUGUUUUUUUUUUUUUGCAUGGCUGUGCCUGUCUGUGGUGGUUGGAGAACCCUCCUUUCAGUCCUUAUCACUGGGUAUGUAUGUAGCAGACGUGUGCUAACGCAUGAUGCCCACACACAGCUGGCGAAGGCCACUGCAGGUAUGCUUCUAAAACAACCAGUCCCUCAUCAGAGAAGGUAUGUGAUGUGACCCAGAAGGACCGAAGCCAGAGAGGUCAAAAGAGCACCUAGGAUUCAAGUAAGUAAUGAGCAGGAAUCCUCCCACAACCUCCGAGCAGCACUGUCUUACUUGGCUCUUGUGAGCAGAGAUCACAGUACCUUAAAUUAAGGCCUCUCCUUAAAAUGUAUCCUUGAAGCCUGAGGGAUCCUUGCCACUUGGUCUUAGGAAUUAUAUGAGAGUAACAGGUAUUCCCUUAUUGUAUUUAUCUUACUCUCGUCCCACUUUCCAACUCCUGACCCCUUCAAAUCACCACUGGGGAUGCUUCCUGAAAACAGAGGAGUACAAGGGCCAAGAGGGAGGUGCUUCCAUUACAAAUGAAGUUAGAUCCAAGAAGAAGAUCUCAUAGUGAUUGAAACUCCAGGAAUAUGAAGAAUGCAUUCUGCUGUACAGACAGUUGUGACGGGCUCAGGCAAAGCCAGGAGCAACAUUGGCUCUAGUGGGGAACAAAGGCUGCGUCUGGAGAUUUGAAUAGACCCCAGGAGGUCUUCACUUUUGCCUAAACUCAGAUUGCCAUGUAAAUUCCAAAGAAAGCAGACAUUUGGAUUUGCCUGCCUUUGGGCAUCUACUUGAUUGUUGUGUGCAUGUGGGUAUGUGAGGACGUGGACAGUGUGUUUUAUGAGUGGGAGUUUGUGAGGCCUAGUGCUUAGGUAUAUGGUCCGUAGAUUAGCUUUUUUUGUUGUUGGUUUUUUUUUUUUUAGAUUUUUUUAAAUCUCCUUUGUUUUCUAGAGCUGCUCAUAUUUCCCCUUCCUUUGGUCAUUGUAGUAUUUGACAGUUAUUUUUUUCCCAUCAAAAAUAUGCUGACCUUAUGUUGAUUAGAACAGGCUGUUAGACAGCAUCUUGCCCCAGCGUUCUCUCAGAUAUUCUGCCUAACAGCAUAAGUGAUGGCUUGAACAGUCAGUUUAUCCACACGACCCUUUUUUCCAAACUAGCUUGAGAGGUCUCUCCAUUUAUUUUGACUCCACAGGCCUCUGAUAUGCCAAGAUGUGACACGGUUAUGGUUUUUGGUCACGGCGUCACCUGUUCUAGAGGGAAUAAAGGUCUGCCAGGGCUAACAUGACCAGCUGGCUAGGUUGCCACUGGAGAAAAGGAGUCACAGUUUGGGGCAGCUCUGUCCAACCCCUUUUCUGGGGCUUCUCUUUGAAAUUGGCUCUUACUCCUCUCCAGUGCCCUUCUCUUUGUACCCUUCUGUUCAUGUGUGUGUGUUUUCCCUGUGACACUGGCAGUGGCAAUGAUUUUCCACCCAAAGAGAAGCUCCUGGCCCACAGAGCUCCAAGAGUGAACUUCCGAGUACUUGCCAGUGAGGAAGGAGCAGCGGCUGUGACAGGGGAUAUAGUGUUGCACUUUCAGAGCAGUUGUCUGCCGCUGUAAUAAAUGGAAAUACCAGCAAGAA